UUAUUCAAUAGGUUAAAGCAUAUCCAAAUCAAAAAAUAGAAAAUAUUCUUAAAAUAUAUGGAAUAUCUCAAGAUCCAAAUACAAAAAAUUAUAUUAUGGUUUUUGAAUAUGCUGAAGGAGGAAGUUUCGAUAAUUAUUUAGAUAAGAAUUAUGAAAGUUUUGAUUGGUUUAAUGGAUUAAAAGUGUUAACUAAUAUUAUUAAUGGCCUUAGUGAGAUUCAUCAAAAACAGAUGGUUCAUCGUGAUUUUCACAUAGGAAACAUAUUGAUUACAAAGCAAGAAAUUUUAAAUGAUUUUCACAUUUAUUCCUCACACGAAAAUAAUAAUGAUAAUGAUAAUAAUUAUAAUGCAUGUAUAUCUGAUAUGGGAUUAUGUAGAAAAAUUGAUGAUAUUGACGAAGCAAGUAUUUAUGGAGUUAUGCCAUAUGUAGCUCCUGAAGUAUUAAGAGGAAAACCUUAUACUCAAGCAGCAGAUAUAUAUAGUUUUGGUAUGGUUAUGCAUUUUGUAGCAGCUGGAAGACAACCUUUUGAUGAUUGUGCUCAUGAUCAGGUUUUGGUAUUAAAUAUAUGUAAUGGGAUUAGACCUGAAAUCAAUGAGAAAAUUGCGCCAAAAUGUUAUAUUGAUUUAAUGAAAAGGUGUUGGGAUUUAAACCCAGAAAAUAGACCAAAUUCUAUUGAAGUAAAAGAAAUUAUUGAAUUAUUUUAUAAUUCAUUAGAUCAAAAAUUCAAGAAAAAUAAACAACACUACGAAAUUGAAGAACAAUUUAAGAAAACACAAGAAUAUAGAAAAGAAAAUCUCUUAUCAAUUAAAAAUAACAACAAAUCAACAACUCAUGUUCAAGCUAUUUAUACAUCUCGAUUACUUAAUCCCUUUACAAAAAAUCUUUUCAGUAAUAGUACGGUAGAAAUUACUGAUUUUACGGAAUAAGUUUGUUUUUUAUUACCGGGCAUCUAGUAUUUUUUUGCCGUUUAUAAACUAUGUAACCAGUAUGAUAAGCUAUAAUAGUUAUAGUUUAAUUGAAUAGUUACAAUUUAUUGAUUUUUAUUGGUUUGCUAUUAUUAUAAUGCAUCUUAAUACUAAUAUUUAUAGUUACAUUACAAUUAGUGAUAUGAACUUACAUUCCCUUCAAAUAAGAAGAAGAAAAAAGUUUUAUCAAGCUAAC
Messenger RNA from Rhizophagus irregularis DAOM 181602=DAOM 197198, 1161 nucleotides. Lineage: Eukaryota; Fungi; Glomeromycota; Glomeromycetes; Glomerales; Glomeraceae. The record is from RefSeq and is a predicted model, not a curated record.